UUACACUCCGGAAGAUGGCGUCAAACUGGAAGUUGUUGACAGUCUCAUAUGCCAGGAAAAUUAUUCUUUUGGCGCUUCUAUUGAACAUUGACGUUUGUUUAGGUUUUGCAAGUACAACUAUUAAUUGUAUGAAGAGUGGACAGGAUGGACUCUCAACAUGGUUAAUCUGCACAGUGAAUGGUACUGUAGUUAGUGGUAUCAGAUGGAUUCGGCCAAAUGGUAAUAAUCACCUAGUGGUGGCACAAUGUAACCUAGCUAAUGAUCAAUGUAUUCCACCUGGGAAUAUAAAAGGCUACAAUGUUUUAAUUGAUCCGUCUACAGGGCAGCAUACACUUACCAUAGAUUCGUUUAACUCUUCAACUGAUGCUGGAGAAUGGGCUUGCCGGGAUGGAACAGGAAGUGGCCAAUUUACAUGUAUUAAGACUUUAACAGUUCUCAAUCCAGAGAGUGAGGUUUCGGAAUCCACCAUUAUUUUAAUAGUGGCUGCUGUUCUACUGGUCAUCAUCGCGGUUCCAGCAAUAUGGUUCUGUAACAAGAGGAUGAAGCGGCAACCGAAGCCUGAGGAAGAGCAAACUGAAAACAAAACUCAAGAGGCUGAAGAUGAAAAGGGCCAACAUGACAAAUGAAAAUCCUUCUUUUGAACCCAGCUGGGGUUGAAAUAAUAUAUAGAGAAUCAGGUGCCAACUGGUGAUCAUGAUGAGUUACAUUGGGGCCUAGUUAGGAACUAUAGGUGAUUAAGACCAACUAAUUAAUUGUCAACUAUCAUUGAUCAUUGGCAGGGGCGGAAUCUCGAUCUUGUAAAUAGGAUAUCACAACAUUCUAAAAAGGGCAUGUAUGAGUUCCUCAAAGGCAAAUGAGCCCAGCUCACAAAGGUAGCGAAAUCUAUAAUUGUUCGGGGACAUGCUCCCAAGAGAUUUUAAAAUAAACAUGCUUUCAGGGCAAUUUAGUGUUGUAUAUUGUAGAUGAUUUUUUUAAAGUUAUUAAAAAGGGUAGUACAAAUGCGGGGGUGGUGGUCAUGGGACUCCCUUGUAGAGCCGUUAAUGACUGGAACAUCACUAAUUAAUAGUAAUAAAAUACUAUAGCCACAUUAUGUAGUAUCCAGACAUCAUUACUUUUUUUUUUUUUUAGAAUCUCAAACUGUCUUAGGCCAGCUGAUUUUACCCACAUUAAUAUCUUAAUCAGGAUUUUUUUCUGAAUCUAAAUAUUUAUUCAAACGGGGUGGGAGGUGUGGGGGGGGGGGGGAGCAAUCUCGUACGCUUAUGGCUAUGACGUCACGACGGUUAUACGAUACCGUAGAGCUCUUUUCGCUUAACAAAUAUGGCCUUUAUUUUUAAUGAUCAGCCACUAUUGUUUGAGAUAGCGAAUAGAAUAAGGUGGAGAGUGGUUCAGAACUCCUACAUUAUAUAUAUAAUUUUGUUAUUUUAGAGUUCACAUAUAACUUUAAACUUACAUGUGUGUGCUGACCAGUACAAAACGCUGCAACUUGUUUUUUUCAAUCGGACACCACGAUCCUGAACACGGGAAUAGGCCCUGGGGUGUCGGGUUUCUUCUUGUAAGUUUUGUAGUAAUCACUAACGUUAGUUUAAUGUGAGGAAACUCAGACCAGAUUUGUAUAAAUGUGUGUAUUUAAGAUACAGUGCGGGUAGGUGGCUACCAUUUGGUUGUUGAAAAUUGACGAUCUGUUACAUAGAGUUCGCUCUAGCUCUGGCCCACUUAUAAACAGGGUAAGAGGACACUCGAGCUAAUCAGAUAUCUGGAUUGGUCUUUGUUUUGUUUGUUUUUGUUUGCUUAUUCUCAAUUAAAUUCUUGUUUAUUGACAGAAUAAAUUAUAUACCUAGUUAUGACGUUAAAGUGAAGAUAUGUUUCAUCACCAAUAUUUAUUAUUUGUUUGUUGUUGG
Gigantopelta aegis is the source of this 1898-nucleotide messenger RNA. RefSeq lists its product as uncharacterized. NCBI's taxonomy places the organism in Eukaryota, Metazoa, Mollusca, Gastropoda, Neomphalida, Peltospiridae. The record is from RefSeq and is a predicted model, not a curated record. The transcript is spliced from 4 exons. Bases 15 to 626 code for a protein of 203 amino acids.